Messenger RNA from Arvicanthis niloticus (Nile rat), 1139 nucleotides. It is a transcript of the gene Lemd1, whose product is annotated as LEM domain containing 1. The record is from RefSeq and is a predicted model, not a curated record. Lineage: Eukaryota; Metazoa; Chordata; Mammalia; Rodentia; Muridae.
CUCACCCAGCUAAGGUAACCAGACUGAUUGCAUAGACUUCAGACAACCAUGUGAAGGGGAAUCCAGUGUCAGAGAAGAGGCCACAAUUCGAUCACCAUGGUGGAUGUGAAGUGUCUGAGUGACUAUGAAUUGGACAAGCAUCUUAAGACGCUUGGGUUUGCACCUGGCCCCAUACUACCUUCCACCAGAAAAAUGUAUGAAAAGAAGCUAGUGCAAUUGCUGGCCUCACUUCCCUGUGAACCACCUGUCAUGAACAGACCCAGAAAACUGCACGGCUCUGAGGAUAGCAGCGAGGACAGUGAAGAUCCAGCCGUAAAUAUCAUUUUGAAAGGAAAUAUCAAAUUCUCAAAAAACAAAGGCAAGGAAGGCAAGAAGAGUCUUGAGGCUUCUACUAAUAAAGGAAGACUCUUAGACAUCUACUACCUGAGCCAGAAGCCUACAAAGAAAGUCAGGUAUGCUGCAAGACCAAGUCCGAGGAUCAAGCGUAGAUGUGUCUCCAAAGAAGACUACUACCAAUGCAACAAGAGGUCCAAGAGCAGCUUCCCAUACCAGAAUCCCAGGAACUACUCCCCGUGCCAGAGCCCCCGGAAUAACUUCCAAUGCCAGAGCCCCGAGAACAGUGUUCCAUGGAGCUUGAAGCUGGCCGUCCUUGGGAUUUUCUUCAUUGUGUUGUUUGUCUACAUAAUUGUGGAAAAGAAGCCACUCUUGGGUUAAACCCUUUAGGAGCAAAGCAUCUGCAGUGUCCCGACCUUUAAACAAGAACCAUAAAGCUGUGCAGAAGGGCCAUGGUUACAACCAAGCAACUUCUCCCCGACCUAUACUGGCUCUCCUGGCUGUUUCUGGGUUCGGCCAGGUGGAAGAGCAAGGGCAGAACCAGGCAGCAUGGUGGUGCAUGAUGGUCUGUAAGCCAAGUAAGCCAUCAUUAAACGUGCUAAUACAUCAGAACACUCUUCUAUCAGGGAAACUGCCUGGGCCUCCCGCCCUCCGCCCUCCUUCCAGUUUCCUCCGGUCCCCUUUUUUCCCCAGCUGAAAAGGCUUCACAUUCUUAUGACUGAGACCACUUGCAUACUACAGAGCAUAGAAACAAGGAGAAAAUUAUGUUCUUAAUAAAAUAUGUCCAAGUGUUCAGGUAGUGGUGA